Molecule: messenger RNA, 417 nt
Organism: Solanum stenotomum
Lineage: Eukaryota; Viridiplantae; Streptophyta; Magnoliopsida; Solanales; Solanaceae
Exons: 2
Coding region: 1-417 (138 amino acids)
Source: RefSeq, a predicted model, not a curated record
AUGUCAACCACUUAUAGACAGGAUGCUGGGAAGAAUAACUACAUGGUCAGUCAAAUUCUGGCAGGCUCCAACUGGUCAAUAGUGUCUGGAAUGCAAGGAUUCUGGUCCCAAAUAUUCUUAUUGCCUAAGCAAAUACUUCACGGAGUAGAGACCAUAUGCAAAAGAUUUCUAUGGAAUGGGGAGGUGAAUAAUAAAGGGAAGGCACUCAUAGCAUGGGAUACACUUUGUUGGCCCAAAACUGCAGGAGGUAAGGAGCCAUGGGAGGUGAAUGUUAAACAAGCUUCAUGGAUAGUUAGGAAGAUUCUUCAGGCAGGGCACUGGCAGGAAGAAAGGGGAAUGCAAGUGGCUGAGAUCAUGAAGACAGAGGGUUUUAGCAUCAAGGAUAGGUACAAAAGUUUGAAAAGGAGAGUACAUUGA